AUGCUCGUACCGCCCGUAUCGAUGAUAAUGUACCACGAGCUACCAUCCAUCAAAAACAAGAAAAGGGAAAAAAUCCCGGAAGGUACGCUUUGUGUGGUAUGCAGCGAUCUGGCAAGCGGUAUUCAUUAUUCGGUAGCAAGCUGCAACGGCUGCAAGACAUUCUUCCGACGGGCUCUGGUUAACAAGCAAACAUUCACAUGCCAAUUUACUGGAGAUUGCGUAGUAGGAAAGUCCGUCCGAUGCGUUUGUCGAAGUUGUCGACUGAAAAAAUGCUUCGACAUGGGAAUGGACCCAAAGGCCAUCCAACAUGAUCGAGACAAAAUCCGGUACACAAAAGCGCUCAAGAAAAAGCGGGAAGAAGAAAAACGGUUAAAAGAAGUGGUCAUCAAGGAGGAGAUUGGAAGUCCGCAAAGUAUCGCUUCGGACACCUACAUUAACACAUCAACUCCAUCAUCCAGCACAAUGCUUCAUUUUAUGAUUGAACAGGACCAUCACUCAUCAAUGGACCCUGAAACACAGAACGAUGUAAAAGCAGUGAUAGAAGAUUUACUACGGAUAGAGUCGAAAGUGAAGUCACUUAGGAACUCAUUUCGGUUCGAAUCUCAUAUCUCGGCGACGUCUUGCAUGUACUCAAGCUGUUUACUCGAUGACAUCACGUAUAUGGCAGAGAACUCGGCGCCGCAUGAGCAACCGGCAGAACCGUUCGAGUGUACAGUAGCAAAGUUGAGAGAAUGGUUUGGAAGGGAUUUGUCGUUGAUGUUGGAAUGGGGCAAGUGUCUGCCGAUUAUGGAAGGAUUACUGUUGAAUGAUAAGCUGGCACUGAUGAAAGCUUUUGCCCCAAUAUUUCCGCUUAUUCAAUUAGCAUUCUACACAAAAAAUGAAUUUGAUUGCGACAUUGUAAUAAAAAUGGAGCCCGACUGCACACCGAGACCAAUCCCAGAGCGUCUCAAUUAUCCGGACGGCUCGUUUAUUGAAAAGGGUGACAAGCCGACGAAUUCAUGGGAGGAGAUGCACGCGAUGUUAAUUGACGGAUGCUACAAGAUGAUGCGGCAGCUCAAGAUCAAAGAAUCAACAUUUGUACUCUACAAGCUUCUUCUCUUCCAUAAUCCAGAUGCCGAUGGACUCUCCUCACUAGGAAAAAAGACAAUUGAAGGCGAAAGAAUGCGGCUGCUGACUCAAAUGUUCGGCUAUUUAUCUUCCGAACGAGGACGGGAUGCACAGACCAUUUUCUCGAAUCUCCUAAUGAUGUCAGCGACAUUGAGUAAAGCGGCGUCAUUCAUCAAACGAGUCUUCGACUUCAAUCAUAUCUUCAACCAUACCAAUGACCUGAUAGACCAGUUGAUCAUAGUUGGACUUUAG
Caenorhabditis briggsae is the source of this 1359-nucleotide messenger RNA. It is a transcript of the gene Cbr-nhr-40, whose product is annotated as Protein CBR-NHR-40. The coding region runs from base 1 to 1359 and encodes 452 amino acids. The transcript is spliced from 12 exons. Gene Ontology annotation, biological process: cell differentiation; anatomical structure development; regulation of transcription by RNA polymerase II. Gene Ontology annotation, molecular function: RNA polymerase II cis-regulatory region sequence-specific DNA binding; nuclear receptor activity; zinc ion binding. NCBI's taxonomy places the organism in Eukaryota, Metazoa, Nematoda, Chromadorea, Rhabditida, Rhabditidae. The record is from RefSeq and is a predicted model, not a curated record.